CAGAAAUAGACAGUUCAUCAAAGAGUUUCCAAAGAAGAGGAGUCAUUUCUUCCUAAACAUAAUGGCGAAAGAUUCUGAAAAAGGGAAAUAUUCCUCUCCUGAGGGGUCCCGCACUUGGCAAUAUUUCGCCGCCGCGACGUGUGCUAUCGGAAAUUUCAAUGUCGGUACGCACGUGGGCUGGAACGCACCAACUCUCAUGGAACUCAUUAGUCCAAAUUCAAGGAUUCCCAUAACUAUGCAAGAAAUCUCAUCUUUGGCUGCGAGCUUGUCGAUCGGAAUGAUGUUGGCUCCGUUGUUCAGCGUUUUCACAGUCGAUAGUAUCGGCAGAAGAAAAACAAUACUUUUGUGCGGACUCCCUGCAACCAUAAGCUGGAUGUGCUUAGCCGUCGCUACAAAGGCUAUCGUUCUGAUAGUGGCGAGAGUGAUCGCCGGGAUUUCGAUGGGUAUGGCGAUGUACACGUUUUCAAUUUAUCAAGGUGAAGUUCUCUCGGUGACAUUACGAGGUGCCUUGGGACCGAUCAAUUCACUCGCUUAUUACGCUGGAAUAUUUUGUGUUUCCAUACUAUCACCGUCGAUCGGAAUUCAGAGAAUGGCCGCGACUUGUUGCGUAUCGGCUCUGGUUCUCACAAUAGCGAUUUGGUUCGUUCCCGAAUCACCGUAUUUCUUCAUAAUGCUUCAAAGGGUUGACGAGGCUGAACGAGCCCUCGAAAAGCUACUGGGAAAAAUUGACGUCAAGGAUGAACUUGAAUUGAUCGUGAUUACUAUUGAGGAAAAGGGAAGAUCCAUUUUGAAAUCUUCACUUCCGGAGAAAAGCUGCGAAACCGAGCCGAACUCGUUGAAGAAGCUCUUCACUAUACGCGGGAACGUCAAGUCGUUCCUCAUUAGCCUGAAUCUGGCGCUUCUGUCGCACUUUUGCGGUUUAUCGUCGAUUGUUUCCUACGGCCCCGUUAUAUUCAAAGCCAUGGGCGUUCAACUGGAUCCUUACCGGAUAUCAACGAUAUUCGCUCUACUCCAGCUGAUAACUUCGUUGGUACCGAUAUUCGUUGUCGAAAAAUUCGGCCGCAGAGUCCUCCUGUUCACCUCGGCGAGUUUGAUGAGUAUCUUCCUGCUGAUAAUAGCGACCUUUUUCUACCUGAUGGAGUACACGAAUUUCAAUGUCAAGGAAUACCAGAUCGUCCCACUCUGCACGAUAGCUAUGUUCACCAUGGCGGUGAAUUUGGGCAUUGCACCGAUACCCGGGAUCAUAAACAGCGAAAUAUUCGCACCCGACAUCAAGGCGCUUUCCACUUGUAUCCUGAGUAUCUUGGGCGGACUGAUGGGUGCCGUGUGCGCCAAAUUCUAUCUGCUGCUGGCCACUACUUGGGGACUCGGACAUUGCGUACCGUUCUACAUUUACGCGCUCAUCACUUUGUCCACUACAGCGAUGCUCUCCAAAAUGCUCCCGGAGACGAGAGGAAAGACUUUGUUGGAAAUUCAGAGGGAACUUAACUCGUGAUUCAAUGAAUUUCAUAAGGUGCCCAGUGAAAUAUCACACCGUGAGAUAGCGAAAGACUGCAGCAAACGUCAUUGUACGAAGGACACGAUUCGAAAAACUAUCGUUGACCGUAACGUCGAUGAUACAGUGCCGUGCAAAUAUUCGGACACAGAAUUAAAAUAUCGAAUUUACCGAACUCGAAAACUUCACUGCGAAAGUGCGUACGCUACACCAAUUUUUUUUUGUUUCCCGAUUCUACUUUUUUUUUUUUGACGUUGAUUGAAAGCCUAUCGAACGGCGUCGAAUAAAAGUGCUCAUUAGGAAGCAGGAAAACCUUGUUUCGAAUAGAAACUUAUACACGUGUGUUUUCAUAAGUGUUCGAGUUCGUGAUAAUUGGGGUUUUUUAUUCGUACGAUAACGUUUUCUAAUCUAAGAGAAUAACAUGUACCUAUAAUUAAUUUACCUACAAUGUAUAACUAUUUAAAUAAUCAAUCAAUCGUCCAACGAA
Molecule: messenger RNA, 1982 nt
Organism: Athalia rosae (coleseed sawfly)
Lineage: Eukaryota; Metazoa; Arthropoda; Insecta; Hymenoptera; Athaliidae
Product: facilitated trehalose transporter Tret1-like
Exons: 3
Coding region: 62-1495 (477 amino acids)
Biological process (GO): transmembrane transport
Cellular component (GO): membrane
Molecular function (GO): transmembrane transporter activity
Source: RefSeq, a predicted model, not a curated record